Messenger RNA from Anopheles coustani, 3627 nucleotides. It is a transcript of the gene fw, whose product is annotated as sushi, von Willebrand factor type A, EGF and pentraxin domain-containing protein 1. NCBI's taxonomy places the organism in Eukaryota, Metazoa, Arthropoda, Insecta, Diptera, Culicidae. The transcript is spliced from 10 exons. The record is from RefSeq and is a predicted model, not a curated record. The coding region runs from base 1 to 3627 and encodes 1208 amino acids.
AUGAGGCAAUGGGUGCGUACGGUGGCCACGCACGACGCUGGCCGAAACCGGGAUCAUGCCGCCCUGCAAGCAACCGGACAGCAGCAGCCCAGCAAGCAACCGGCAACGCGACAGCGGCGACCUCACCGAGGCGCCACCUUGCUGCUGCUGGCCGCCGCCAUCACGAUCAACCUCACCUGCACCGGCGUUAGCAGUCAAGUUUGCGGCCCACCAGCAAUACCGGCGAAUGCGAGGGUACACACCGAGAAGGCGGAAGGGGCCAGCGGAGGCCUGAAGUCGGCCCGCUACGACUGCGACAGCGGCUACGAGCUGUUCGGCCCGGAGACGAUCCGCUGUGAUCCGGUGAAGGGCUGGGACCGGGAGCUUCCAUUCUGUGGUACGAAUGUGGCCUACCGUAAACCGGUGAACCAGUCAUCGGCGACGAGGUCCGGCCCGGCGGGGUUCGCCAACGAUGGCAAGCCCGGCAACCAGAACCCGGACGGGCAGGAGUGUUCCGAGACGCAGAAGGAGGUGUCACCCUGGUGGCGGGUGGAUCUGCUCACGCCGGAAGCGGUGCGUGUGGUGCGACUAACCACGCGCGGCUGCUGCGGCCAUCAGCCGCUCCAGGAUCUGGAGAUUCGUGUCGGUAAUAGCAGCACCGACCUACAGCGCAAUCCACUGUGCGCCUGGUACCCGGGCACGGUGGACGAGGGCACCACCAAGUCGUUCACCUGCGCCAGACCAUUGAUCGGUCAGUACGUGACAGUACAGCUCGUCGGCGUCGAGAGUAGCCUCAGCCUGUGCGAGGUGGAGGUAUUCUCCAACGACGAGUUCUCUUCCGACCGAUGCGCCUCGCCCAACCUCAGCGUCGACACGGUGCUGACGACGUUCGCGAAAACCUGCUACGAGUUCCACAUCACGCGCGGCGAGAGUUUCGAAAAGGCACGGGCGGUCUGCCAGUCGCACGGCGGCGAUCUGAUCCAUGACUUCCGUGGCAUCACCACGGACUACAUCAUAUCGGAGCUGGAGCGCCGCAAGACCGACCUCCGGACGCAGCUCGUGUGGAUCGGCGCCCAGAAGGAACCGGGCAUAACGUCACGCACCUGGAAGUGGGUUAACGGUGACACGGUGAUCAAACCAACCUGGGGCAAGGACCAGCCGAACAACUACAACGGCGAGCAGAACUGCGUCGUGCUGGACGGUGGCCGCAGCUGGCUGUGGAACGAUGUCGGCUGCAAUCUGGACUACCUCAACUACAUCUGCCAGCACAGUCCGCUCGCGUGCGGGUCGCCGGACGCGCUGGUCAACACCACGGUCGUCGGGCGCAACUACUCGGUCGGUGCGAGCAUCACGUACCGCUGCCCGGUCGGUCAUUCCCUGAUCGGAACGGAGGUGCGCACCUGCCAGCAGAAUGGCGUCUGGAGCGGUGGUCCACCGACUUGCAAAUAUGUUGACUGCGGUACACUGCCGGACAUUGAGCACGGCGGCAUCAUCCUGUCCGAGCAACGUACCAGUUUCGGGGUGCAGGCGUCCUACACCUGCCACGAGAACUACACGCUGAUAGGCAACGAGAAUCGUACGUGCGAGGCAUCCGGAUGGUCCGGGACGCAGCCAAAGUGCCUGGUCGACUGGUGCCCGGAACCGCCACCGAUCCAGGGUGGCGCGAUAAAGGUGUCGGGACGGCGUGCCGGUUCCACCGCGCUCUACACCUGCGACUACGGUUUCGUGCUGAUCGGCGAGCCGGUGCUGUCGUGCGGGCUCGGUGGCAACUGGACGGGCAAGAUACCGGUCUGCCGGUACGUGGACUGCGGCAUGCCGGCGCGCCCGGAUCGGGGCAACAUACUGCUGCUGAACGACUCCACCACCGUCGGCUCGGUGGUGCGGUACUUCUGCGACGACGACUACUGGCUCGUUGGACCGCAGGAGCUGUUCUGCACGAAGGAUGGCAAGUGGUCCGGCAAUGCACCAGCUUGUGAAUUGAUCACCUGCGAAACACCGCACGUUCCGCCCGGCUCGUACGUCAUAGGGUACGACUACAACAUCCACUCGUCGAUCCAGUACCACUGCGAUCCGGGUCACAUCCUGCGUGGCGAAGACACGCUCACCUGUCUCGAGUCCGGCCAGUGGAGUGGUGACGCGCCGGACUGCGUGUACGUCGACUGUGGGCCACUGACGCCGAUCCCCUUCGGCUCCCAUCGCUACCUGCAGAACACGACCUUCCUCGACUCGGAGGUGGUGUACUCGUGCGCCAACUCGCACCGGUUAUCGGGCGUCAGCCGGCGCAUCUGCCUCGACACAGGGCUCUGGAGCGAAACGGCACCGCGUUGCGAAGAGAUACGGUGCACCGAGCCGACGCUGACCCCGCACAGCUUCGUCAGCGUAACCGGCAACGAUCGGAUGUACGGACGCACGCUCAUUCGGACCUCCGACGCGACCGCCAGCGGUGCCCAGACGUUCAAGGUCGGUGCGCUGGCGAAGUAUCGGUGCGAGCGGGGCUACAAGAUCGUCGGCGAGGCGCUCAUCACCUGCGAGGAAAACGGCCAGUGGAGUGGCGAAAUACCGGAGUGUGUCUAUGUCAACUGCGAAACACCCGCCGGCAUUGCGAACGGCAAGGUUACGCUGGCAACGAACGCCACCUACUACGGAGCAGCCGCGAUGUACGAAUGCGACGGUAACUACAAGCUCGACGGCGUCUCGCGCCGCAUCUGCCUGGAGGACGGUACUUGGGGCCACGAGCAGCCCCAGUGCGUGGAGAUCACCUGCGACGAGCUGUCGUUCGCUGACGCCGCCCUGCUGGUCAACGCUGGCACGCGCAAGGUUGGCGUGCUGGCGGAGUUCAGCUGCAGCAAGGGUCGCUACAUGGUGGGCAACGGUACGCGCACCUGUCUGCCGAACGGUCAAUGGUCCGGCCGGAACCCCGUCUGCAAGUUGAUCGACUGUGGGCGACCGGCGGAUAUCGAAAACGGCCGGGUGAUCGUGGUAAACGAAUCGACCGUCUACGGUGGCUCCGCGGAGUACCACUGCGUACCGCACUACAACCGCAUUGGCCCGUACCUGCGCAAGUGUAUGGACGACGGCAAGUGGAGCGGCGAGGAGCCACGGUGCGAAUUGAUCGUGAACGAUGCACAGGAAACGAAUAGCCUCGGUACGGGCAUCGCCAUCGGAGCAGCGAUCAUCGUCAUCCUGCUCAUCCUGAUCGGAGUGCUGUUUCUGCACCGCAACAAGGCGCGGCCGGUGAAGAACACCGAAAACGUGCAGGCCGCCGAGCACAAGGAGGACCAGAACGCGGCCGUCAUGUCCUACUCGAGCCUGGAGAACGGUCGCCAUAACUUCGAUCUCACCAACCGCGGUGGCCUGGUCACGUUCAACACGUUUCAUCAGGCCGGCGGACCGCACCCGCCGCCACCCAGUCAGCUGACGCACGGCAGCAGCAACAACAACAACCACCUUAGCAGUAGCAUCAACAACAACAACAGCGUCAACAACAACAACGGCAGCCUGCGGGGCGGCGAAAACAUCUACGACCAAAUUCCGAGCGAACAGUUCUACGACGCGCCGUACGAGAUGCGCACGAACGAGGAGGUGUACGAGCCGGAACCGACCAGCCGCGGGAACAUCAUCACCAUCAACGGGGUGAGCGUCCGGUGA